AUGAAGAUGGAGAAAUACCCGAGAGAUCUGUUAGAGAGACUCUUUGUUUCAAGUGGUGGAAGUGAUAACAAUAAUCAUAACCCAACAACAACAACAAGAACAUCAGAACAACAUCAUCGUCAACAGUAUCAUCAAUAUCUUCGUGAGAACCAGCAUGGUGAACAAGAGGAGGAGGAAGAAGAUGAUGAAGAUGAAGGGAUUGAACUGAAUCUUGGUCUUUCUUUAGGAGGUAGAUUUGGUGUGGACAAGCAUGCCAAGAAUAAGAAGCUUAUUCGAUCUUCUUCCGUGGUUGGAACAAUGCCUUUGCUCCGGGAAGAUAUUGCGGCGGCGGCCGGAGUGGCUUCGCCAACUCCGGCGUAUCCGACUCUCGUGAGAGCUUCGUCGUUACCGACGGAGACGGAAGAGGAGUGGCGGAAGAGGAAGGAAUUGCAGACGCUGCGGAGGAUGGAGGCUAAGAGACGGAGGUCAGAGAAGCAGAGAGUUUCCCUUUCCGUUUCCAAGUCUGAGAAAGAUUCCAUUUCCACCGUGGCACCUACAGGUGGUGGUGGUGGUGGUGGUUGUUCAGAGGAAGUAGAGGGUGCUAAUGCUGGUGCUGGUGCAACAAUGGUGUUGAACAGAUCAACAGUUGCUGCUACUAUGCCACCUUUUGGAUUACCGAAUUGGGCUGUUGCAUCAAAGCAAGUUGUUCUUGGUGAUAUGUUAGGGAAAGGGAAAAUUGGGGUUGGUUUUCAAGGAUUGAUGUUUGCACAACCAUCUUCUCAAGGUUCAGUAGAAUCACAAGGUGGAAGUUCUUCAUCAGUGUCUGAAAUGGAUAGCAAACCUUUUCUAGGAUCAAGCAGUUGUGGUGAAACAAGAAGCCCGGCUAGUAAUCAAUCCUUACAGGAAAGAAGCAACCAGGACUCCGUCGGUUCAUCAGGAGUGCCAAAGCCGAAAGAGAAUUUAACUAGAACAAGUUCGAGAUCCGAGGUAAUGGAGAAUGCAUCUAGAAAACCUCAUCCUACUCAAAAUAUUGGGAAGGAAAUUGGAACAAACUCAAUGGAAGACAUGCCUUGUGUAUUUACGAAAGGGUGUGGUCCUAAUGGAAGAAGAAUUGAGGGAAUCUUAUAUAAAUAUGGCAAAGGGGAAGAAGUGAGGAUAAUGUGUGUGUGCCAUGGAAACUUUCUGUCUCCAGCUGAGUUUGUUAAGCAUGCUGGUGGUGAAGAUGUUGCUCACCCUCUUAGACAUAUUGUUGUUAACCCUUCUCCUGCUCCCUUUUUGUGA
Messenger RNA from Lathyrus sativus (Indian pea), 1260 nucleotides. The record is from the annotation of a GenBank genome assembly. NCBI's taxonomy places the organism in Eukaryota, Viridiplantae, Streptophyta, Magnoliopsida, Fabales, Fabaceae.